AUGGUGUUGCAAAAGAGGAUGGAUUAUGGAUUCAAUGGCUAUGAGGUGCCUCACACACCUCGAGCUGCUAGAUCACCAAGAAAGAGUGCUUUCAAGAAGAAAAGCGAAAACAAUCAAAUAUCGUCUUUCGAUUUAUUGGCUGCAGUAGCUGGAAAACUGUUGCUUGAAGGUGGAGGGAAUUCUUCUUCCUCAAGUAACAACGCUUCCGGUAAUAAUGAAGAUCAUUCUGCAGUUAAGAAAGAAGCAGAACCGGUUUAUGUCAACGAUCGAAUGAUGGGAGAAGAGACUAAUUCUGAUCAUCAUCAUGACAAUAAUCCUGAAAAGAGAUUCUUUGUCUCUGAGAUUCUUCCAAAAGCUCAUGAAAUACAAAGCCUCAACAGAUCUCCAAGUGAUUUCCAUAUUGGAUCUACCUCUGUUGUAACUUCUGAUUGCUCUGACAAGUUUGAAGCCCAAGAAUUGGCGUAUGAAGAAACCAAGAUCGACUAUAGAUCUGAGACUAAUCAUAAGAAACCAAUGCUUGGGAGGCUAAACUGUGAACCAAAGCUAUCAAGGAGUGUUUUAGCCAAAGAUGAGCAUCAUAUAUGUAAUGGAUUCAGGAAACAGAGUCCCCAAAAUCGUUCGGUAUGCUCUGACGAUAUAGAUUUACAUGGUAAGGAAAAUGAUGAUGACGAAAACUUCGCAGCCCGUUACGCAACAAAAUCAUUUAGGUCAACUCUGCGUAUAGGAGAUAGAAGAAUAAGGAAAGUUUUGGCUUCAAAGUAUUGUAAAGUUCCACCAAAGACGAAAGAUACAACAGUAACUAAUUCAGACUUGGACUUGAAUCCUAGUUAUUACAGCAAGAAACAUUCUCUCAGAAGCUUAAGAUCGGAGAGGAACUACCCAAUCAAGAAAAGAAGAUACUUUGAUGGUUAUACAGCACCACAAUCCGAAGAAACUGUUAAAAAUGAAGGCCUUUCUGGUUCACCUCGAAAGGCUUCAGCUUUUCAACCAUCCAUAACUUGUCAGAAGCAACCAGCAUUCCAAUCAAGAGAAUCUCACGGACACGUGAAACUUGGGAUCAAGUCAUUUAGAGUUCCUGAACUUUUCAUUGAAAUCCCAGAGACCGCUACUGUUGGUUCGCUAAAGAGGACAGUCUUGGAAGCUGUGACCACAAUCCUUGGAGGUGGAUUACGUAUAGGUGUUCUUGUUCAUGGCAAAAAGGUUAGAGACGACAGUAAAAUGCUUCUUCAGACAGGAAUCUCUCUAGACACUCUUUCAGAUACUUUAGGGUUUUGUCUUGAGCCUAAUCCUCCUCAAUCCACAAAACCGCCUUCUCCUGAAGAUUCUGAUCAUUUUGUGCGUCCGUGUAAUGUACCUCACACUCUAACAAGGCGUCUCCCAUCACCGGGGAAGCAUGCUAAACCGAGUAACUCUGUAGAAAGUGACCUUGACUCCAAACCCUCUGCACCAAAUAGGGCUAAACCAGUCUACUCAAGAGCCUUGAUUCCGGUUGCUCCUCUGCAUGCUCAGGCUGUAACCGUAGUCCCACCUCGGAAACCUAAGCGAUCCGAGGUGGCACAGCGCAGAAUUCGUCGACCUUUCUCUGUUGCAGAAGUAGAAGCCCUUGUUCAAGCUGUGGAGAGACUUGGGACCGGAAGGUGGCGUGAUGUAAAGUUGCGAGCUUUCGAUAAUGCUAAGCACCGGACUUAUGUUGAUCUCAAGGACAAAUGGAAGACGUUGGUGCAUACAGCGAGAAUAUCGCCGCAACAAAGGAGAGGUGAGCCAGUUCCACAGGAGCUCUUAGACCGGGUACUAACAGCUCAUGCCUACUGGUCUCAGCAACAGGGGAAACACCAGUUGCUUGAUGGAGAAGGACCCCAGAUGCUCGAGACCAGUCUUGGUCUAUAG
This is a messenger RNA of Arabis nemorensis, 1887 nucleotides long. The record is from the annotation of a GenBank genome assembly. NCBI's taxonomy places the organism in Eukaryota, Viridiplantae, Streptophyta, Magnoliopsida, Brassicales, Brassicaceae.